GGUAGCAAGACACACCAGAAACAUCUUGGCACCUUUCUUAUCCCAGACUCUCACUUUGAACACGUUCAUAUAGAUUUGGUUGCACCACUCCAACAAUCUUAUGGAUAUAAUUGUCUUAACCUGCACUGGCCGUUUUCCAUGGAGGCCCGAAGUAGAGCCACUAAGGGAUAUAUCUGUCGAAACAAUCAUAAGUGGAAUAAUAGAUGGAAAAUUUUCGAUGCUCAAACUCCACAUCAACUGAUCGUGGGCGGCAAUUCGAAAGCAGCUUAUUCUUUGCCCUGUCUAAAAUCAUAGGUUAUAUGCGUUUCAGAACAACAGCCUACCAUCCUCAAGCUAGGACGUCUAAAUUUACAGCCGAUGGCUGGGUUAUCGGCUGCAAACAAUGCACAUUGGACUGAAUCACUACGCAUUGAAACCUGACUCUGGUCAUACUGCUGCCGAGCUAGUGGAUGGUGCAACACUACAACUGCCAGUGGUAGAUCAUGCUUCGUAUUUCACCAGACUUACAGGCGCAUUGCGUUCAGUUAAACCUGCUUCCCUCCGACCAAAAUCCAUGGGCAAUUUUGUUCACCCGUGUUUGAAAAAUUCUUCACAUGUAUUUGUUCGUCGUGACUCUGUAAGUCGCCAUCUGGAACCCAGUUACGAUGGGCCAUAUAAAGUCAUUGAGUGUAUGGACAAAUUCUUUGUCCUACACAAAUGUUCUGGAAGACUCUGUAUGCAUCGAUCGUCUGGAAUCGGCCUACAUAGAAAACAAUACAAUAAGCCUUCAACUGGCAAUUCACAAUAAUACACAAAUAUUCGAAUAUCCAUGAUGUAGAACGUCACAAUAUGU
Trichobilharzia regenti is the source of this 832-nucleotide messenger RNA. Lineage: Eukaryota; Metazoa; Platyhelminthes; Trematoda; Strigeidida; Schistosomatidae. The record is from the annotation of a GenBank genome assembly.